Ipomoea triloba (trilobed morning glory) is the source of this 745-nucleotide messenger RNA. RefSeq lists its product as uncharacterized. The transcript is spliced from 5 exons. Lineage: Eukaryota; Viridiplantae; Streptophyta; Magnoliopsida; Solanales; Convolvulaceae. The record is from RefSeq and is a predicted model, not a curated record. The coding region runs from base 39 to 569 and encodes 176 amino acids.
UCUUUCUCUAUCUCUCUCUCUCUCCAGCAAAUUAAACAAUGGCAGAAAACGAGGAUGUUAUCUGCUUUGAAGAAGGCAUCUCUUGGCUUCCUUCACAUGUUGUCGACGAGGCUUGUCAUCAUCACCAUUAUCAACAAAAGGCUCAGUUUGGGUAUCCAAGAAGCCGACAACACCGUCCGAUGCCCUGUCCGAGUUACUCAAGAUGUUCCCAGCAGAGAACAAGACAUCCACCGAACUGCGCGGCAGCGGUGGGCGGAGGACGAGGAAUGCAGGCCAUCUUCCUAGAUUCCGGCAGGUCAUGUAGCGGGACCGGCGUUUUCCUUCCUCGGCAAACCGGGACCAAUGGCCAUUAUGCAUCAACUAAGCAAUUUCGUCCUCCUCCUCCGGUUCUCCUCCCCGAUCGCGUUGUUCAAGCUCUCAAUCUUAAUGUGCAUGAACUUGGCAUGCAAAAUAAGCCUUGCAGAGAUAGUGUAAAAAACACAAAAGGAAAUAAGGACUGCAACAAUAGAAAGAAAGCUAGCGAUUGCCACUCACCUGAGAUAUUUCUCCCCAAGGAGUGGAUUUACUAGAGAUACAUCCCCUUGAACAUAUAUAAAGAGAGUCUUUUGUGAGAUAUGUCUCACAUGAAAUGUGUAAUACUUUUUUAUAUAUAUAUAUAUAUAUAUAAAUUCAUAAAAACGUAUUAUACAUUUCAUGAUUAGACCGCCUCACGCAAGACUAAUCUAUGCAUACAUUGGUGAUCAAA